AUGCAGGAUAGAAAAUUGAAGAGAAGUAAGAGAUAUGGAGAAGAUGGUACUGGAGGAAGAAAUAGUGAUAGUGGGGGCAGGAAUAGCUGGGCUGGCCACCGCGAUCGCGCUCAAAAGGGUGGGGAUUAGAGCAUUGGUGCUGGAGAGAUCUGAUGGCCUCCGAGUCUCUGGUGCUGCUCUCACCCUCGCCCCAAAUGCUUGGCUCGCUCUUGAUGCCCUGGGUGUUUCUCAUAAACUCACUCCCCUCUAUGCCGUCCGCGAAAAGAUGUGCAUAACAAAUGUUGCCACUGGAGCGGUCCAAGAAGUCUCCCUCAUUAGAAACAAUAGAGGUGGACCCAUCACAGUACAUCGCAAGACGCUACUCGAGAGUCUGGCAGAGGAGCUGCCACGCCACUCGAUCCGAUUCUCAUCCAAGCCCAUCUCCAUUGAAGCCCAGGCCCAAGAAGGACCAUAUACCAUGCGCUUGGAAGAUGGAACUGUGAUUACAACCAACGUUUUGAUAGGGUGUGAUGGGGUGAACUCGUUUGUGGCUCGUAAAUUGGGGUUGACAGAGCCGGUGAACUCAGGUCGAUCGUCUGUGGUUGCGCUGGCUGUGUUUCCAGACGGUCAUGGGGUGCGUGAGCAUGUGCUGCAAUUUUUGGAUGUGGGCAAAAGGGCUGGCAUCGUCCCUCUAAAUGAUAAAGAGAUUUACUGGUUCCUCAAUUUCAAUACUCCUAAAGGUGAGACCAUGACAAAAGACCCGCAAGAAAUACAAAAACAAGUGAUUGAGAAUUAUGCCAAGGACCUCCCUCCAAUAUACGCUGAAGUGGUCCGCCACUGCGAUCUUUCUACCUUGACUUUGGCUCCACUGAGGCUGAGACUUCCAUGGGACCUCAUAUUUGGAAAUGUAAGCAAAGGGAACAUGACAGUGGUAGGUGAUGCCAUGCACCCAAUGACCCCUGACCUAGCCCAAGGUGGUUGUGCAGCCCUGGAGGACGCAGUUGUCCUAGGCCGCCACAUCGGAAAAUCAUUCAUUGAUAACGGGAGGCUGGUGCCAGGAGCGGUGGCCGAAGCCAUAGAGGGAUACGUGAAGGAAAGGAGGUGGCGCGCUGCUUGGUUGAUAGCAGGGUCAUAUUUUUCAGGGUGGGCGCAGGUAGGCAGGGAAGGAUGGUUGAUGAAGAUGUUCAGAGAUAUGAUAUUUUAUAGGUUUGUUUUGAAGAGGCUUAUUAGCAUUGCAGACUAUGACUGCGGGAAGCUCCCACUAUUGGAUGAUCAAAAUAAGACUCAUUAGCUUCAUUUUAGUUGUUUUCUUUGCAUCAAAUUUUUUAGGGUCUUUGUUUUAGCCCCUCUAUUAUGAAAUUUGUUCUAUUUUACCAGUUCUUUGCUAAAUGCGUACAAGUACGUUGACAGUUGAAGUGUAAUAAAACGUAUACCUACGUUGACCAAUAAUAGUUGAGCAAGGUUUAUUGCCGUGUGAUCAUUUUUC
Molecule: messenger RNA, 1465 nt
Organism: Vitis riparia (riverbank grape)
Lineage: Eukaryota; Viridiplantae; Streptophyta; Magnoliopsida; Vitales; Vitaceae
Product: monooxygenase 2-like
Exons: 5
Coding region: 35-1270 (411 amino acids)
Molecular function (GO): FAD binding
Source: RefSeq, a predicted model, not a curated record